Molecule: messenger RNA, 648 nt
Organism: Thlaspi arvense
Lineage: Eukaryota; Viridiplantae; Streptophyta; Magnoliopsida; Brassicales; Brassicaceae
Source: the annotation of a GenBank genome assembly
UAUAAAGCCGUUCUUGAGGAUACUCCGCCAUGUGCUCGACAAAAUGCGUCAACCAAUCUAACCACGUCACACCAAGGCCCUUUAACUUCGGCAACAUUGACUCCAGGACAUGACGCUGUGCAAAAGAUAACAGGUAUGACUUUGUUCAUUCCAUCAUAUUACCCGACUCUUAUCUCCAAGCAGCAACUCUUUGCAAGGAUUGUUGGUGGACUCGGUGGUAGAGCUGCUGAAGAAGUCAUCUUUGGUGAGCCCGAAGUGACUACUGGCGCCGUUGGUAACUUGAAACAGAUCACCGGUUUGGCCAAGCAGAUGGUAACAACAUUUGGAAUGUCUGAGAUUAGAUCAUGGUGGUUGAUGGAUUCAUCGGCUCAAAGUGAUGUCAUCAUGAAAAACUCCAUGUCCGAGAGGCUUGCAGAUGAAAUUGAUUCUGCAGUGAAGAAACUAUAUGAGAUAGCUUUAAGCGACAUAAAGAACAAUCGUGAAGCCAUGGAUAAGCUUGUUAAAGUGCUUCUCGAGAAAGAAACUAUUAGAGGCGACGAAUUCCGGACUAUUCUCUCGGAGUAUACUGAGAUCCUGCCGGAAAAUCGGGUUCCUGUUUCGACAACAUCAACUCCAACCUCAACACCAACACCAUCUUCUGUCCAGAAG